GGACGCAUUCUUUUGACACCUUUAAUGACAACUUCAACUGUAAUCCAGCACAGAAUCUUUGGCAAAUAUUAAUUGACAUCUAUUGUUGCUUGUUGAAUCCAGAGUGGGAUUGCUGUUUAAGUGAACGAAUAAUACUGCAGAAUAGGAUCUCACUGUUGAAGGCAUAGUCUGACAGAUUACAAGCUCGCAAACUGCAUUGUGAUGGGCUUGUGCUGAUGGACGUCGAACCUGGACCGAACGAUGACAAGGUUCCCACCGGUGCAGCACCACCCCCUGCAAAGCGCUCCAAGAAGGGCAAGAAGAAGGUAACAGGGGUGCCAACUGCAGCAGACUACCUCAAAGUCACCCCGAUCCACAGCAAUGCAGACAUCCUUGAGGAGGAUGGCAAGCCCGUGCAGCUCAGCAAGCUCGAGAAGGCGCAGCAGGCCGUUCUCAGUGAGGACGGCAUGUCAGUCACAUGCCACAAGGGCUACCGCAUGGCACGGGCGACAAGGGGCGCCUAUGUGGGCACGUGGUACUUUGAGAUCCGGGUGACGCAUCUGGGUUCGACGGGGCACUGCCGGCUGGGAUGGUCUACAAAGAAGGGUGAGCUGCAGGCGCCUGUGGGCUACGACGAGCACAGCAUGGCCUACAGGGACCUGGAGGGCUCCAAAGUGCACAAAGCCUUGCGCGAGGACUACGGAGCACCCUUCGCUGAGGGAGAUGUCAUUGGGUGCUUCCUCCACAUGCCAGAGGGCGGCAGACCAGUGGAGAGCAGCAAAGAGGAUGUUUGGAGGCUGAAGAACAGGCUAGUGAUUGCUGAACAUCCAGAGCAGGAAGCGAAGCGACUGGCUGGCAGUCUUGUUGGGUUCACAAAGAACGGAGAGUUCCAGGGUGCUGCUUACAGGGAUAUCUUUGAAGGGACAUACUACCCUGCAGCCUCGCUAUACACAUUGCCAGAGCAGACAGAGGGUGCAACAGUGACCUUCAACUUUGGGCCAGAUUUUGCAUUCCCAGCACCUGAAGUGGAGGGCUGCCCACCAGCACGCCCAGCCUCAGACCUGUCAGUCAGGACCACAGACCCCAAAGGAGAUGCUGUGACAGCUUCAGCCACUGUCAACGGCUCUGGCAAUGGCUCAGGCAUGAGCAAAGGAGCAGAUGCGCAGUCGCUGUCAGAAGCCAUUAGCUAGCCGCCCCGCAUGCUGUGCAUUGAAAAGCAGGCUGCUUGUCAACGUGGACGUCCUUGCAGUUUUUUGAGUGCUUGUGGUGUUUCAGAGUGUGCACGCUAUUGUGGAGCGCUGAAUAAAGUUGACAUAAGGCUCACUACCAUCCAUACGGUUCGGAAUGGACCAGACAGGGGAAAUUAAUGCAGGAGAAUCAUGCAACAUCCUUGCUCUUACAUUUUCAAAUGCUCCUAUCCCAUGCUUGACGUGCUACGCUUUUCAGUAUAGUGUGGUGUCAAUACCAGACAUCUCAGUGUUGAUCAGCAGCAGUACAUGCCCCCAUAUGUGACACACUUCCAAUCUUGCGACC
Messenger RNA from Coccomyxa subellipsoidea C-169, 1512 nucleotides. RefSeq lists its product as hypothetical. Gene Ontology annotation, molecular function: transcription cis-regulatory region binding; protein binding. Lineage: Eukaryota; Viridiplantae; Chlorophyta; Trebouxiophyceae; Coccomyxaceae. Bases 216 to 1169 code for a protein of 317 amino acids. Gene Ontology annotation, cellular component: Set1C/COMPASS complex. The record is from RefSeq and is a predicted model, not a curated record. The transcript has 9 exons.